ACCUUAGAUCCAACCCAAAGAAGAAUGCAAGGCCAAGCUGGCAUGGCUAUGGCUUCUGUGUGCCCUCCAUUACCACCAUCACUUCUCCCAUCAUUCAGAAGAAAGUUUGUUGUGAAUAAAAAUAAUAAGCAUUGUCGAGUUGUGUGCAGCGCCUCCAAUAAGCAUGAUUCCCAGUCCCAGUCCCCAGGGAAUAUGGUGGACCGGAGAGACGUGCUUAUUGGGCUGGGCGGGCUGUACGGGGCUUCCAGUUUUGCCCCAGAAUMUGAUUCCUUUGCCAUUGCCGCUCCGGUGGACACCCCCCAAAUUACCAAGUGCGGGCCAGCACAGGUGCGCGACAAGAAGGUCGAAUGCUGCCCCCCGCCGUCCAUCAAAAUCAAAGACUUCCGGCCGACUCCACCCCGCAAAUUACGAGUUCGGCCGGCCGCCCAUUUAGUCGACAAAAACUACCUGAAAAAAUAUGAGAGAGCCGUGGAGUUGAUGAGAGGCCUGCCAGACCAUGACCCGCGUAGUUUCAUGCAGCAGGCGAAUAUUCACUGUGCCUAUUGUAACGGCGGUUACAAGCAACUUGGGUUCCCAGUUGAGCUCCAGGUUCAUAAUUCGUGGCUUUUUUUCCCUUUCCAUCGCUUUUAUCUCUACUUCCAUGAGAAGAUCUUGGGAGAGCUGAUUGGGGACCCCACUUUCGCCUUGCCGUUUUGGAACUACGACGCUCCGGCGGGGAUGACAUUUCCGGCCAUCUUCGCCAACCAGAACUCGCCGCUUUACGAUGAAUUUCGUAACGAGAAUCAUAUGCCGCCGACGGUGGUGGAUCUGGAUUACAAUGGCACCGAUGUAAAUAUGGAUGAUGAGGCCAGAGUAAGGAGUAACCUUCGGGUUAUGUAUCGGCAGAUGGUAUCCGGCAGCCGUACGCGGUCACUGUUUUUCGGCCGCCCUUAUCGAGCGGGCGACGACCCAUCACCAGGAGCUGGGAGCGUGGAGAACGUUCCUCACAUCCCAAUUCACAGAUGGUGCGGCAACAAGCACCAGCCCAAUGGUGAGGACAUGGGAAACUUCUACUCCGCCGGUCGAGACCCGGUUUUCUACUCCCACCACGCAAACGUGGACCGGAUGUGGUGCAUCUGGAAAACCCUGGGCCGACGGCGCAGGGACAUUCAAAACCCCGAUUUCCUCAACGCAUCUUUCGUGUUCUACAACGAGAAGAAGGAGGCCGUGCGAGUCCGCGUCCGGGACUGCCUCGACACCACAGCCCUCGGCUACGUCUACCAGGACGUGGACAUUCCGUGGCUCAAAACUGCCCCCUCGCCACGUCGGAAGAAGCUUCGAAAGGGUGGCGUGGCCAAUAACAAUAUGCCGAAAUUCCCAUCCUUGCUGGGCACCGGGGCAGCCCUGGCGGCGGAGUCGGAGUUGGAGUUUCCGCUGUCUCUGGAGUCGGUGAUCAGGACGGACGUGAAGCGGCCGAAGAAGUCGAGGAGCAGCAAGGAGAAGGAGGAGGAAGAGGAGAUUUUGGUGAUCUCUGGGAUCGAAUUUGACCCCAACACGGCCGUGAAGUUCGACGUUUUGAUCAACAGCGAAGAGGACAGGGAAAUACGGGCGGAUAACACUGAGUUUGCCGGCAGCUUCGCGAGCGUGCCCCAUCAGAACGCCAACAUGAACAACCUCAAGACCUGCCUGAGGUUGGGGAUAACUGAACUGCUUGAAGAUUUGGGCAUAGAGGAUCAAGACAGCGUCGUCGUCACUCUCGUGCCUAGGAUCAAGGAUCAGAACAUUACCAUUGGCGGCAUCGAGAUUGAAUUUGACCCAGAUGAUGAUUAACCAAACUGAUCCACUUAUCUUUAUUUUUCUUCUCUCCUAAAUGUCACGGUAUAAUUGCUGAUCUAUAUGAACUUAGUUGAUCGGUAAUUGAAAUAUUUGCUUCUUCCUUUUAA
Messenger RNA from Momordica charantia (bitter melon), 1922 nucleotides. Its product is annotated as polyphenol oxidase, chloroplastic. The record is from RefSeq and is a predicted model, not a curated record. Gene Ontology annotation, molecular function: catechol oxidase activity. Gene Ontology annotation, biological process: pigment biosynthetic process. NCBI's taxonomy places the organism in Eukaryota, Viridiplantae, Streptophyta, Magnoliopsida, Cucurbitales, Cucurbitaceae.